This is a messenger RNA of Phalaenopsis equestris, 745 nucleotides long. RefSeq names its product transcription repressor MYB5-like. Bases 83 to 745 code for a protein of 220 amino acids. The record is from RefSeq and is a predicted model, not a curated record. NCBI's taxonomy places the organism in Eukaryota, Viridiplantae, Streptophyta, Magnoliopsida, Asparagales, Orchidaceae. The transcript has 2 exons.
UUCAAUCUCUUCCCUCACAUAUAAAUUAACCAUAUAUACAUUGAUCAAUCCAGAUAGAGCUAUCAAACUGAAAGAGAAGAAGAUGGGAAGAUCUCCUUGCUGUUCUAAAUUAGGGUUACACAGAGGACCAUGGACAGCAAGAGAAGACGCAUUGCUCACCAGCUAUAUUCAGAAUCAUGGCGAAGGAAACUGGAGAUCUCUCCCCAAACUAGCUGGACUUCUCCGUUGUGGAAAGAGUUGCAGGCUUCGCUGGAUGAACUAUCUCCGGCCAGAUAUUAAGCGCGGGAACAUCAGCCCCGAAGAAGAAGACCUCAUUAUUCGCCUUCACCGGCUUCUCGGCAACCGCUGGUCGCUCAUCGCCGGCCGUCUUCCCGGCCGAACCGAUAAUGAAAUAAAAAACUAUUGGAACAGCCAUCUGAGCAAGAAGCUCAAAAAACAGGGCUUGGUGGUAAGAGAAGCAAUCCCAAGAAAAAAACAUGCAAAGUCGUCCUCAAACAGCAGGAUGCAAAGUAUUAAUAGCAAUGAUGAGAUCAAAAUCUACGCACCAAAGCCGACUCGACUGACGGCGAGCAUUCAUGUGAUGGAGAACAGCACUGAGGAAGGGAAAGGGUCGUCAUCGGAUGAAAUGGAAUAUUUAUCAGCAAAUAAGUGGUCUGAUGGAUCAGAGGAGAAUGGCUUUUUUGAUCCUGAUCAGAAUUUGGAUUUGGGAUUUGAUCAGUUUUUUGGGUUUCAGCAGGAUGUAUAG